Messenger RNA from Aureobasidium uvarum, 750 nucleotides. NCBI's taxonomy places the organism in Eukaryota, Fungi, Ascomycota, Dothideomycetes, Dothideales, Saccotheciaceae. The record is from the annotation of a GenBank genome assembly.
AUGAGACUCACAGCCGAGCUUGUGCACAACUCGCUCUCAUAUCUCAAUCCGCUCAAGGAGCGCGAACUUGACCUGCGAGGUCACAAAAUCCCUGCUCUGGAGAAUCUGGGUCUCAUCACGGUACGUUCGCCUGCACGCAGUCCACGCGAAUCCAGACACAGCGCUGAUGCGAAUGCGCCGCCANNGAACGAAGAUGCCAUCGACUUUACAGACAACGACAUUCCUGCUCUCGCAAACUUUCCCAAGAACCACAGGCUGAAGGCCUUGUACCUUGGCCGAAACCGCAUCACUGCCAUCACCCCCGGCCUGCACAACUCCAUUCCGAACCUCGACACGCUUGUCUUGACCCAAAACUCCAUAUCCGAACUCGGCGACCUCGAACCCUUGGCCGACUUGAAGAAGCUGACACACCUGACUCUUCUGGAGAACCCCGUCGCCUCGAGAGAGAAGGUCAAGGAUGCAGAGCGCAGCAAGGCUGCCGAACUCUUUGGCACCGUCGCCGAACCUACCGAACUCGCACAAAAGCUUCUCUCUUCGCGCUCGUCAAGAUCACUCAAUACCGCCUCAACAGCCAAUGCAAAUGGCACCGACAAGAUCUCUAGAGUCAAGUUGACUGACAAGGAGAGAAAGCGCAUCGAGGAGCUGAUCAGGAACGCAAAGACCCUGGCUGAGAUUACUCGUUUGGAGAAGGCUCUCAACGAAGGUAGAAUACCUGCAGGCGUCCUUGACGAUGCUAUGGAUACAUCAUGA